UAAAGUUAUCUACACAUUUUCCCAUCCUAUUUUUAAUACGUUACCAACUACGAAACGUUUGUGUUCCUUAUAUAUUGUGUCGUCUAGUAUGUGUUUGGUGCUUGAUAAACGAUAAACGUGUUCGUAUUUAUAUUUUUGUAUUUAUUUGAGUUUUAUGAAAAUGAGUAAUUUAGGUGAUUUAUACAGAAAUAUUAUUUUUAACGACGAAUCUUGUGUCAAAUUUUUAAAAGAACGUGGGUUAUUACCGAAUUCAAAUGUAUGUACUAAAUUAAAUGCUACGGGUGAAGUGUGUGGUGGUGACAUGAAAGAAACAUUAAAAAAUAGUCGAAAACGAGAUGCAAACGGCCAAUUAGUUAAAACCAAAUACAUGCGAUGCCAAACAAGAGGAUGUCAAAAAUGGCAAUCUAUACGUUCUCAAAAUCCAUUUUUUACCUACAUGGAUAAAAAUGGAAAAAAUAAAAGUGGUUUGAGUUUGUGUGAAAUCAUUGAACUUGUUUGGUGCUGGGUAAAUAAAUUUAAAGUCGCACAAACCGAAAAAAUAACUGGCAGAGGUCAUCAUACAGUCUCGGAUUGGUUCAAUUUAUGUCGAGACGUGGUGGCAGAACAGUUUAAUAAACGUGGAAAAAUGGGUGGAAAAGGAUUAAUAGUACAAAUAGAUGAAUCUAUUUUUCAAGGGAAACGUAAGUACAACAGAGGAAGACUUCGCCUUGGAGAUUGUAAACCUGUUGAUAAUGAAGAUACUGAUGGUAAAACUACUGAUUCUUCCGAGGAUAAUUCUAACGAAGAAAAUCAAAACGAUCAAAAUGAAAAUUAUGGUAGCCGAGUUCAAGGACCUUGGGUGUUUGGCAUGUGCUGUUUACGUGAAGAUGGAAUUUUGGAACGCCGUUUUUUAUUGUCAAUAAGAGGGAUCGAGACACAUUAUUACCAAUAAUAAUUCAAGAAAUAGAACCAGGAUCAACAGUUCAUUCAGAUGAGUGGAGAGCCUAUAGCACUUUAAAAAAUUAUGGUUUUCUUCACCAAACUGUUAAUCAUAGUAAGAACUUUAUAGAUC
Molecule: messenger RNA, 1051 nt
Organism: Aphis gossypii (cotton aphid)
Lineage: Eukaryota; Metazoa; Arthropoda; Insecta; Hemiptera; Aphididae
Exons: 1
Coding region: 155-931 (258 amino acids)
Source: RefSeq, a predicted model, not a curated record